Pomacea canaliculata is the source of this 2043-nucleotide messenger RNA. RefSeq names its product alpha-(1,3)-fucosyltransferase C-like. Bases 142 to 1497 code for a protein of 451 amino acids. The transcript has 3 exons. Gene Ontology annotation, cellular component: membrane. Gene Ontology annotation, molecular function: alpha-(1->3)-fucosyltransferase activity. Lineage: Eukaryota; Metazoa; Mollusca; Gastropoda; Architaenioglossa; Ampullariidae. The record is from RefSeq and is a predicted model, not a curated record.
CAACUGCGGGAUUUUAUAUGGCUUAUCUCCUUCAAAGAUAGUUUAAGGUUUAAAUUCCUUGGAUACAUCUUUACGGACAACAUUUCAUCACAAGCACGGCCUGCGACGGGAUUGAACAAAAUUGUUUACCUAACAACAACGAUGAGGAAUCUUUUGCAGUUAAGAAAUUGGCGACUCAAGGUACUUUUGGCUCUUGUGGGACUCCUGACUGUGUUGUACCUACUGACUUACAGCUCAGCAAACAUCUGGUCACAACACAGUUCAGCACAAAACCGUUCAACAGCUUACUACUUACUUCCGUGGCAGUCAAAUUCUACACUAAAACAUUCUAGCACUAACUCCACGGUUAAGUACAAUGGGACAGCUACUCAAAGACCGUGUUCCCAAGCAGCACAUCCUUCAACAACAUAUUACCUACGUCACUUCCGAUCUAUAUUUAUAGUUGACCCUGCCACCCAUCAACUGACGAUUGAUCAUCAAGGGAACCCCUCUAAGAUAUCCUCUGAAGUAAGGACUGACAGUAGAUCCUCUGCUGUUAAGAAUAAGUUGAUUGUAAUGUACAACAUGCCUGAGUGGAUUGAGAGAGGGUCGGAUGCUGAGUUGUUUGGCCACUGUCCAGUCAGCACAUGCAACUUGUCCACAAACUAUGAUGCGGAUAGAGCAGCUGCCGACGCUGUGGUGUUUCACGACGCUCCAUCACACAAGCCAGUGCCACCUCGAGCUUUCCCUGACCAGGUGUAUGUGUUCCACAUGAUAGAACCGCCACCGAUUGCUGGGUCCGGUUAUCAAAACACGUCAUGGAACUCGGCUUUCAACUGGACAUGGACCUACACUCAGGACGCCGAUAUCUGGGUGCCCUAUUUCUUUCUGGAACGUUCCAAGCAGUUGCCAUGUCUUAACGUCAUCCGCGAAGUUGUACAAAGGAAGGACACGCCUGUAGCUUGGUUUGUUACUAACUGCCAGUUGGACCAAACUCAACGACUAGCCUACGUCAACAGACUACAGAAAAUUCUGACAGUGCAUGUGUAUGGUCGAUGUGGGACCAUGCAAUGCCCUCGAAUGGCCAAAGAAUGUGACGACAUGCUCACCACCAAGUACUUCUUCUAUCUUUCCUUCGAGAACUCUUAUUGCCAGGAUUACGUGACUGAGAAGUUUUCUCGAGCAUUUUUCCAGGGUGUCCAUGUGGUUCCUAUUGUGAGGGGUGGGCUAGAAUACUCUCAACAUAUUCCAGAAGGAACAUUCAUCAACGCCGACGAUUAUAGAAGCCCCGAGGACCUCGGCAAGUACCUGAAAGAGCUCAUGAACGAUGAAGGGACCUACAUUGAUAUGCUGUGGCGGAUCGCUCACUUUACUACCGCCACCUACCAUGACAGUUACACCUACUCGUGGUGCCAGCUGUGUGACAAGCUACACAGGCUGCAGGACAAUGCCAAGACCUAUCCAGACCUCUUUGAGUGGUACCACGAGGGGAGAUGUUGGCCACCCAAGAAGUUAUAGCCUCUCUGUGGCGAUAACAACUUUGUAGGUACAGACACACGUGUUGUGUGCGGUACUUUGUAUUCACACACCAUGUGACAUGCAAACCUAUCAGACGGAUAAUCUGUAAUUUUAGCAGCUUCUCGCAGGACUGAAGCGGUUUAACUUUUCUUACCUUGAACAAAUAAUCCUUGACUUACGUGUUUAGUUAUAAUUUCCUAAGUUUUUUAAAAAUAUUUUUCUGAAACUCGACACAACAAUAAGAUUGUGGUUUGUCGGUGAUAUUAAUUCUCAUUCUAUUUUUUCGAGGACCUUGAAUAUGCUUCAAGAUAUUACCUUGUUUCACACCGACCUAAAUUUUUCUUCUUUUGUUUUUCUACCAGAUAGACAAUCUAUACGAAAAUAGAGAAGUUGUGAACAAUUCUUUCCUACGUGUAUAAAGUACUGCAUCGGCUUCCAGUCGAUCAUCGUAUUUGGAUCGAGAUCUAAUAUUGCUUUUAUUUAUGUGUUUGAUAGCUCAAAUAAUGGUUCACGACAGAAAUAAAAAGAGUUUCAUGAUGCAUCCAA